GAAUAUUUAUUACGUUUAAAACGGGGCUAUUCGAAACAAUUUACGUGGAGAAUUUUACGACGAUACAAUGAUUUUGCUGACCUACAGAAGAGUCUCGCUAUAUCGGGAAUUGACCUGCCUUUACCUGGUAAAAAAUUGUUUGGUAAUAUGCGCCCUGAAUUUAUAGCUGAACGUAGACAAGCCCUGCAAAUUUACAUAAAUACUGUGCUAAUGAAUCCAAUAUUGGCAUCAUCGCUGCCCGCGAAGCGUUUCGUUGACCCCGAUAGCUACUCCCAAUCUUUUCAUGACCAAGCUGUCCAAAACGCACUACUCUGCCUUAGAAGUGAGGGAUUGUGGUCAUUGGGUGCUACGCUCGGGACUAUUGGUUGGCGCUUAAGAAAACAUUACUUUAAAGUAACACCGAAACAACCAGAUUCAAAGUCCUGUAAUAAAACCUUAGUGAAAAGUGGGUCACAAACCCAUGCAAAUUUAAAACAACACAGUGUGGCUGGCAAUGGCAACAAAUCUGAUCAUUCCAGUGAUACUUCUCAAUCGGGAGCUAACGAAUUGGUUUUGGAGUGGCUUGAGUACGGACCCGAUAAAUAUAUUGACGACAAGGAACUAGGUGGCAUAUUGAAAAGUUUAGUCAGUAUGCAACAUCCAAACAUUGAGUCAAUGCAGUAUGCAGCACAUAAUGAGAAUGGAUGCCUCGUGAUUAGGAAGUUUCAUAAACAUGGAACUCUUAAAGACAUUCUAUGCAUGGCAACGCCAAAAAAUCCUUUCUUAAGUAAAUAUGGCAAUCCCAAAGGACGUACUGCACUAUCUAUGAAGCAGGUCGCGAUAUAUGGGAGACAAAUUUUAGACGUCCUUAUUUUUUUACAUUCUAAGGGUUACCCCUACGGUCAUUUGCAUUCAGGAAACAUUGUAAUUGUAGACGAUUGUGUAAAGCUCUUAGAUGUUGAAAAUUAUAUUCUCGGAGUACCAUCAUUUUACCGGCCAUUCUUCGUACAACAUGGCAAGAUUUAUAAAUCGGAGGCUAUAGAUGUUUAUUGUUUUGGCCAUAUAUUGUUUGAAAUGGCAAUGGGCUAUCCCAUGCAGGAAUCUGUUGCGAGACAAAUAACCGAUUGUCCGGAAGUCUUGAAAAAUCUAUUGGAAAGCAUUUUGUCUAAAGAGGCUUGUAAAUCUGGCCUACCGUCUCUGGACCAACUGAGCAAUCACAACUUUUUUAAAGAAUAUUCUGCAUGUGAAACAAGUAAAGGACUCGCCAACGACGAAGCUACCAGAUAUCAUUUAAAAUUGUCACUUAACGCAAAAGAAGCUAUAAAACUAGCUAUUCAAAAGACGGAAAACCGAUUGCGCGAUGAACAGAAAUCAGUAAAAAAUCAAAAGCGUAUUGUGCGUGUCCAGGAACUAAUGAGCUCCGAGGAAGAAAAACGUAAAAUCAAACAUAAAGCGAAGCAAGAACACAAACAGUCGAAACUUAAACAACAGGGAUCUUUGCAAAAUAGUAAUGGAAAGGUAGCCCUGACCACCGUCAGUCAUUGUGGAGGUUCAAUUACUGAAUCUUCUGAAGCCAGCUCGCGUUCUUUAAACCGCAUGAAUAGUGUCAUAACCAACAAUGCUUCUCAGGAUAUUAAAUGUACGUAUAAUACUGAUUUAUGUUUUCAAAUAUCCAGCUAUUAUAGUAUUCUAGCUCCACCGCUGACGCCUUCUGCACAUCAAAGGGGGAACGAAUUCGAAUCGCACCAACAACAUAAAACUUCUUUGAAACAGACUUCAUCCGUUGCCAGUGUAGACAGACAAUCAUCGUCGCCCAAUAUUGCAUCCGAGGCCGAUAGUGGAGAGCCCGUACGAUCGGCGUUGCUUGAAUCUAUAUGCAAAUUUAACCGAGGUUCUCUGCGGAAAAUUCGGUCAAAUGAUUGA
Musca vetustissima is the source of this 1902-nucleotide messenger RNA. RefSeq names its product PX domain-containing protein kinase-like protein. Gene Ontology annotation, molecular function: phosphatidylinositol binding; ATP binding; protein kinase activity. The record is from RefSeq and is a predicted model, not a curated record. Gene Ontology annotation, biological process: protein phosphorylation; early endosome to late endosome transport; protein targeting to lysosome. The coding region runs from base 148 to 1902 and encodes 584 amino acids. Gene Ontology annotation, cellular component: late endosome; early endosome; extrinsic component of endosome membrane. NCBI's taxonomy places the organism in Eukaryota, Metazoa, Arthropoda, Insecta, Diptera, Muscidae. The transcript has 6 exons.